AUGUCUCAAGCAAGUCUAGACUCGAAUACCUGGUACCUCUUCUCAGAUGCUAGAGUCACCAACACCACAGGUCCUGUUAUAGGAUGCUUGCAACAGACCUCCAAUGGCCUACGAACCUACUCGUGCGACGACAAAGAGACUAUGGCAUGGCAAUUCCAACCGGUAAACUCCACCAAAGGCCGGUAUCUCAUUCGAUCAAACGCAACCGGAGUGAGGCUCCAACUAUCAGCCUGCUGGGACCAGGCAGAAACGGCAAAUGGACACACGGCAGUCUGCAUGAGGAGAACGACCUCGGGCGAAUCACAGAUGUGGGAUAUACUCGACUGGGGCGAUGGAACCUUUGAUCUCUUCAACGCUGCGAACGGUUCCGACUACAUUGUUGACCGUCAUGCGGGUAGCGGCGUGUUCAUGUCGGACCAGAUUGCGGGAUCAGCCGUCAGUGACUCGGUUGAUGUCCCUGGGCAGCGCUGGAUUAUUCGGGGUGAUCGAGCGGUGAAUGAUCCCGCAUAUUCGUGCCCUUUGUUCAUCACAGAGACUAAUUAUUCGGGUCUUCGUUUGGAUCUUCAGGAAGAGCCCAGUUCCACAUCUACCGCAGCAUCCCUUCCUAACACAGAGAGGGGAUCAUCCAGAGGCUUAUCUUCGGAGACCAUCGCUGGGAUUACAGUUGGUAUAGCUUUGGGAGUCAUCUGCCUUAUCGCUAUGAUGCUUUUCUUAUCACGUCGACGGAAACUUAAUCAUGGUGCCAGGCUUUCUGGCAGUCAUCAGCAGAAGUUCAUAUUCAGUUUUUAUGAUAAGAGAAGGCCUGUUAUUGACCAGCAUGCUAUUGAGAGUGGUGUUCAUCAGGCGACAAAUGUACAGGAGAUGAGUAGCAGUGUCCAGGUGGCUUGA
Colletotrichum paranaense is the source of this 888-nucleotide messenger RNA. RefSeq names its product transmembrane alpha-helix domain-containing protein. The coding region runs from base 1 to 888 and encodes 295 amino acids. The record is from RefSeq and is a predicted model, not a curated record. The transcript is spliced from 2 exons. Lineage: Eukaryota; Fungi; Ascomycota; Sordariomycetes; Glomerellales; Glomerellaceae.